Molecule: messenger RNA, 1158 nt
Organism: Caenorhabditis elegans
Lineage: Eukaryota; Metazoa; Nematoda; Chromadorea; Rhabditida; Rhabditidae
Gene: ubxn-2
Product: UBX domain-containing protein 2
Exons: 7
Coding region: 1-906 (301 amino acids)
Cellular component (GO): centrosome; cytoplasm; perinuclear region of cytoplasm
Source: RefSeq, marked reviewed
AUGAGCAGAAAUAUUCGCACGUUUCGUGACAUUGGAAACAACGACGAUGGGGGGCCGGACAGCGACGAUUCAGGAGCCGAUGCCGCCGAGAGAGGAGCCCCACAGGAAUUUUACGCUGGAAGCGGACAAGCAGUUCAAGGACCACGUGGAGCUGCUGCUCGAGGCCCGGAUAGUGAAGCCCACAUUCGGAGAAUCCUUCAGGCCGCCGAAGUGGUUCAGCCAGAGGGAGGAGAAGCUCCAAGAGGACGCCCGUCAGGGAGAGAAACUAUUAGCCUAACGCUUCACCUGUGGUCCGACGGCUUAUCGAUCGAAGACGGCCCGUUAAUGUCUCGCCAGGACCCCAGAACUAUUGAAUUCUUGGAAAGCGUCGGAAAAGGUGAAAUCCCUCCAUCACUUGUUCAACAAUAUCCGGGAAAAGAAAUCGAUUUCAAAGUGAACCGCCACCACGAGGAGUACGUUGCUCCGAAGAUGAAGCCAUUCGGCGGUAGUGGAGUCCGUUUGGGAAAUGUUGUCCCAACAGUUUUGGGACAAUCAUCGUCGUCUGCCACCACUGCUGGGACAUCAUCUGCAACAACUGAUCAUAACCCGGAUCAUACUGCUGAAAAUGAGGCAAAACAGCUGGAAGAUGCUAAGAAGGAGCUGAGCACCAAUAUGAAUGAGCCAACGACUAAUAUCCAAAUCCGUCUGCCAAACAAUCAGCGUCUCGUCGGUAUUUUUAAUCAUUCUCACACACUUGAAGCAGUUCGUACAUUCAUUUGCACCGCCCGCCCAGAUAUGAUCUACGCUCCAUUCCAAAUGAUGGCUGCCUACCCUCCAAAACCAUUUGAAGACGAAUCACAGACUCUGAAGGAUGCAAAUGUGCUCAAUUCGGUCGUCGCCGUGAAAAUCUUGCCCACCACCAACUGAGGAGAUUCCUGACGCUGCUUUUUUGGCGGGAAAAUUGAAAAUUGAAAAUUUCAUCUGAAAAAAUUUCGAAUUUCUACUCGUUUUUACCCCCCAAAACCUCUCAAAUUCCCUGAAAAUACCUGUAUUUUACGCUAAAUUAUUUGAUUUUUUCCCCCCAUUUCCCAAUAUCGUUUUUUUUCUUUCUUCUAUCACACUUUAAUGCAUAAAAAAAGUACACCGUUUUCUGUGAAAAAUUGCGGCGAUUUUUAUUGA